UUCGAUCCACUCCAUCUCCAUCUUCUCCCUUUCCAGCCAAAAUCUUUCUCACUGUCUUGCUACUUAGCUCGGGCUCUCCGCUUGCACUCCAUUCAGUAGAAAUUUCUCUGGUACUGAAACCUGACGCCACCUUCUCCCUCGCUUAUCCAUUCCUUCCAAAUCCUACUCCGAUACUGGCGCUCUAUCUGGCUGUCGUGCGGUCCGUAUUUAGCUAGCCCUGCGAUUUUCACCUUCUGAAUCUGUCAAAAAUGGCUGUACCUCUCUUCAACCUGGCGCCCGACCUACCUGUCUCAAGGCUCUGCUUGGGAACCAUGACUUUUGGCGAGCAAAACUCACUGCCUCAGUCCUUUCGCCUCCUCGACGAAGCCUUCGAUGCCGGAAUAAACUUCUUCGAUUCUGCAGAAAUGUAUCCAGUGCCUCAGCGUGCAGAUAGUCAGGGAAGGAGUGAGCAGUACCUUGGCCGUUGGAUUAGAGAGCGAAAUAUUUCUCGAAGCAAAAUCGUCUUCGCAACGAAGGUCAGUGGACCAUCUGGGCAGAUGACUUGGAUUCGUGGUGGCCCGAAGUGCUUGAAUACCAAGAAUAUAACUGAGGCAAUUGACGAUAGCUUAUUGAGAUUGCAAACUGAUUAUAUUGACCUUUAUCAGAUCCAUUGGCCUGAUCGCUAUGUACCCAUGUUUGGAGAGACUGAAUAUGAUCCAAUCCGAAAUCUUUGCUCUGUCAAUAUGGAGGAACAGCUUGAUGCUUUAGGCAGAGCUGUUGAUGCUGGCAAAAUCAGAUAUGUUGGAGUUAGCAAUGAAACUCCAUAUGGCAUUAUGAAGUUUCUUCAAGCUUCUGAACAUGGCACUGGUUAUCCAAGGAUAGUGUCUGUGCAGAAUUCAUACAGCUUGCUUUGUCGGAAUUUUGAUUUUGCAAUGGCUGAAUGCUGUCAUCAUGAGAGGAUCAGCUUAUUGGCCUACAGCCCUCUGGCAAUGGGCAUACUUUCUGGAAAGUAUUUUUCUCCUGAUGGGGGUCCAGCUGAUGCUCGGUUGAAUCUUUUUAAAGGGAAUUACUCAGAAGGGGAAUCCCGAUACAACCUGAGAAAUGCCAUUGUGAAAGCAGCUACCAAGGAAUACAUUUGCAUUGCAGAUAAGUAUGGGCUUCAUCCUGUAUCUCUUGCAAUUGCCUUUGUCUUGAGGCACCCUCUUGUUGGCAGUGCAGUUUUUGGAGCAACCAAGUCAUGGCAGCUCAGAGAAGUUAUCAAUGCAAGCAAAGUUGAACUCACGCCAGAAAUAAUAGAAGACAUUGACAAGGUUCACGCAAGGUUUCCAAACCCUUGUCCCUGAGAUCAAUAUUUAAUUUAUACUGCUUAGUUUCUCCCGCAGGGGGAGGUAGAAGGAUAUCCUGUCAUCUCUUGUAUGCUAAUAGUCACUGAAAUAGAUGUGCUAGUAGGUUAACGGUCCAGACAGGGCAGAUUCUUUUUUUAAUUGAAACAUGAGUCUGACAUAUGAUGGUGAUUGGUGAGGUGUUAACCAAGAGGAUCUUAACGCUUGGUGUACAUUUCAAUAAAAGUCAACACUAAGGUAGUGUUUGGGAGGUUA
Molecule: messenger RNA, 1577 nt
Organism: Malania oleifera
Lineage: Eukaryota; Viridiplantae; Streptophyta; Magnoliopsida; Santalales; Ximeniaceae
Exons: 12
Coding region: 249-1322 (357 amino acids)
Source: RefSeq, a predicted model, not a curated record